UCAUCUCUGGGGAUACCGAAGAUAAACAUGGAUCAGCAGCCUCAUGUUCUGAUCUUGCCAUUCCCUGCACAAGGCCACAUCAAACCCAUGGUGGGCUUAGCAGCGCUCCUAUGCCACACUGGCCGGAUCCACGUCACCUUCCUCAACACCGACCACAACCACAGCCGCCUCACCCACCUACAAGCUCUCUCUACUCUUUUCCCAACCCUCCACUUCAAAUCCAUUUCCGAUGGCCUGCCCACCGAUCACCCUCGCACUCUCCAGUUCUUUCCAGAGUUAAUCUCCUCCAUCAAGUCCGUGACAAAGCCCCUCUUCCGCGAGCUGCUGGCUGACUCCAGCAGAAAGUCAGAGCGUCCGGUCACGUGUGUAAUAGCCGAUGGAAUUAUGUCUUUCGCUAUUGAUGUUGCAAAGGAAUUGGGAGUUCGCGUAAUCGCGUUCCGGACCUUCAGUGCUUGCUGCUUGUGGUCUUAUUUCUGUCUUCCGAACCUAAUUCAGGAAGGCCAGCUUCCAGUCGGCGCAGCCGAUGAAGAUAUGGAUAUGAUGGUGGCAGGCGUGCCAGGUAUGGAGGGUCUUUUGCGACGCCGAGAUCUACCGAGAAUUUGUAGAAUACAACUCAACGAUCCCCUCUUUCAAUUCUUCCUUGUGGAGACCCAGGCCAUGACUCGAGCUUCGGCACUCAUACUAAACACUUUUGAUGAUCUUGAAGCUUCGAUUCUCUCCCACCUCGCCCCUCUCUUUUCCAAAAUUUACACAAUUGGACCUCUCAAUGCUCUUAUGAGAUCCCGUAUUGGAGACGGAGUCCCGCGGUCAUUAUCGACCUUUAGUAAUUUAUGGGAGGCGGACAACAGUUGCAUGGCGUGGCUGGAUUCGCAGCCGUUAGGGUCCGUUGUUUAUGUUAGCUUUGGGAGCUUGGCGAUCAUGACACGUGGUUUUUUUAUGGAGCUUUGGCACGGCCUAGUCAAUAGUGGCAAGCGCUUUCUAUGGGCUAUACGGCGUGAUACGCUUUCGGAUGCAAAAGGUGAGCAGGCGAUUCCUGUGGAGCUUCAAGAGGGCACAAAAGAAAGGGGCCUUUUGGUGGACUGGGCUCCACAAGAAGAGGUCCUGGCCCACCCGUCCACGGGUGGGUUUCUGACCCACAGUGGCUGGAACUCUACCCUAGAGAGCAUUGUGGCUGGGGUCCCCAUGAUUUGUUGGCCCCAAAUUGGUGACCAGCAGAUUAAUAGUAGGUGGGUUAGUGAGGUGUGGAGGAUUGGCCUUGAUAUAAAGGACACUUGUGAUAGAUCGACGGUUGAGACGAUGAUAAGAACACUGAUGAAAGAUGGAAGAGAGGAAAUCAUGAUGUCAAUGGAUCGGAUUGCAAAAUUGGCUCGCGAUUGUGUUGGCCAAGGUGGAUCUUCGUAUCACAACUUGGACAUGCUUAUUGAAGACAUAGGAAAAAUAUGAUUCAUGAGUUAGAUGGGUGCAAGUUGCUUAAUUUUAAGAAAUAUGCUUAUGCUUAAUUCAUUGGUGUUAACCAUAAGAUUAUUUCUGAUCA
Messenger RNA from Alnus glutinosa, 1534 nucleotides. RefSeq names its product 7-deoxyloganetic acid glucosyltransferase-like. Gene Ontology annotation, molecular function: UDP-glycosyltransferase activity. The transcript has 2 exons. Bases 28 to 1443 code for a protein of 471 amino acids. The record is from RefSeq and is a predicted model, not a curated record. NCBI's taxonomy places the organism in Eukaryota, Viridiplantae, Streptophyta, Magnoliopsida, Fagales, Betulaceae.